AUGUUGCUUGCUAAAGAUUCGAUGAAGGUUGUCAACACAAAACUAAUUCGAAUUGUGAAUAUUUUGAGUUUCUUCAAGAGUUAUCCAUGGGAAAAAGAGAUAUUUCAAUUGACCAUUGAUUAUCUAAAUAAGAAAAGUGACCUAAAGAAGCAGAGUGAAGUAUUUGAUGAGAAGCAAAAGGCAUCCUUUGCUCUAUUCGGAUUUCCUUGGGCAUUCAUGGUGAAGAAUAACAUCCUUAAUGGAUUGAAGAAAGAUUUACAAGGGGUGACUAUCCUUACUUCAAAUGGGGACAGUGAUGAUGACGGGAAUUUGGGUGGUAAACCUAUUGGAAUAAAGAAGAGAAAGCUAAGAAAGAAGAAAAAUCUAAAAAAAAAAGCAACAAUAGAUGAAGAAGAAGGUGAGAAAGAAGAAGCUGAAAAAAUAGAAGCAGCUGAUGAAAAAGAAGAAGCUGAGAAAGAAACAGUAGGUGAAAACGAAGAAGAAAUUGAUAAAGAAGCAACAACAAAUGUUGAAAAAGCUAAAGAUGGAAAGGAAGAAGCAACAGAUAAAGAAGCAGGAGAAGACAAAAAAGAUGAACAGAAAGAAGAAAAAGGAGCAGACAAAAAAGAUGUGGUCAUGGAUAUCGUUGAUUUCAUCAAUGAUAACAUUUUUGAUGAUGAUUAA
Capsicum annuum is the source of this 663-nucleotide messenger RNA. Its product is annotated as DDRGK domain-containing protein 1-like. The coding region runs from base 1 to 663 and encodes 220 amino acids. The transcript is spliced from 4 exons. The record is from RefSeq and is a predicted model, not a curated record. NCBI's taxonomy places the organism in Eukaryota, Viridiplantae, Streptophyta, Magnoliopsida, Solanales, Solanaceae.